Messenger RNA from Trichoderma asperellum CBS 433.97, 2472 nucleotides. RefSeq lists its product as uncharacterized. NCBI's taxonomy places the organism in Eukaryota, Fungi, Ascomycota, Sordariomycetes, Hypocreales, Hypocreaceae. The record is from RefSeq and is a predicted model, not a curated record.
GCUAUUUUGAUAACACGCAAAGCCCCAACAGUUAAUUUACCAGCUACCCAUUUCGUAAACAUCCUUUGAACCUGAUUUGAUCCUAACUAGAGAGAUAGAACUCGAAGAACAGGCGAAAGAUUAUAUAGAAUCUCUCGCUAUAGUAACAACGUGUCGUCAUAUUCUGCUUCGUCCAAGGUACUCUUGAUAUCCCUCAGAUAUCUCAUCGCUCAAUCUGUCCAAACUCGUCGAAUAUCUCGGAUAUUUUCAAGUACGCGAUCCAUCAACCCAAUGGCGGACUGGAGGUCUUUACCCGCCGAAGUCCGAAUCAUGAUCCUGGAUCGGAUUGUUUGGUCUGGCGCUGCUGACGGCAAUAUUACCGGCUACGCAACUGUUUCUCGAGAAUGGCAGGCAUACUUUGAGCCCCUAAGUUUCCGCAGGCUCGUCUUGAACCACUCACGUGUUGCUGACUUUGGCAAAUUAACCCGCAAUCGGAAGUGGAUGGUAAAACACAUCUGGUUGCGCGUCGAACUUCCAAGGUAUCACUGUCCUAGGAGCGGCCAUAUCGAGACGCCCGACCAGACGCAAAGAAACAACCAGAUUUUCACGCAAGCCUUGUGGCAACUACUAAAAGUCCUAGGCUCCUGGGGAAAUAGAAAAGUGUAUGAUCCUGUCGACGGCACCGGGCCUGUCUUGGAGCUCAGUGCGCACUCUCCGAGCGAUAUGAAGCACCGCUUCGACGCCUGUGCCAUGGAUAAGGAUGUGUAUCCGCACAUCUCUGACGAGAAUUGUACCGACGAAGAAUUCAGUAAUCAUAUACGACGAGAACUGCGGAAAGACGGGAACAGAGGUCACCACUGCCAAGCUGCCAGCCACCCAGAUGGAACCGUCGCUCACCUAUGCAUGUUCCAGUACAUACAACUGGAUUUCAGCGCCAUCAAAAAUUUGAGAGUGAAAAAGCUUCCACGUGUUGAUGCUAUCAAGGGAUUAAUCCUCCGUCGGCAGCAUUAUCGACGAUUCAGCGCCCGAACGGUUGCCGAGAUUGCUAGGAGCUUUCACACUAUUGGCAAUGUGAUUUAUGAGCCUAUCUUUGUAAGACCUCGCUUCGCUGAUAGAGUCCAUCCCCAAACGUUCGAACAAGAGUAUAGAGAUUUAAUAUGCGAGACGCAUCGCUUCAACAGCUUCUCUAUCUUCAUGGGUUACUACGCGCAUCGUGACGUGGUGGUGGUGCCUAUUUGGAAAUUAUCGGAUUCAUUCAGUCUGAUGCUGGCAGAUGAAAGCCAUUCCCUGGAGCAUCUAUCCCAAGCUUUCGUUGGGGACGCACUGAUGUUUUUUCAAGAUUUCUUGCAGCCAGGGAGCCUAAAAUACCAAUCAUAUCUGGACUCAUCACGCGGCGCAGUGCAGAAAGCCCUCUUGGCACAUCUAUCCGCCAUUGGCAAGCGUGUGCCUUCAAAUCGACUUCACUCACCGGAAGAAUUUGAACAAGCCCUCCUCAAGGCGGCGGGUUAUGAGGAUGGAUUGAUUCCCCGUUCAAUUUAUAAGCCACAGUGGCCGAAACUCAAGACCCUGGCCUUGACGUCGCGCUUUCACCUUGUAGCGGAUCCGAAUAGAAAAGGGAUGGAUAUAUUUGAGGCCGCUGGCUUUGCUGCACUAGAGAUGCCUGAGCUCCAGACGAUGGAGAUUUGGAGCUCGCGGUGUCAUGACUUUUUCCGAUACUGCCGCAAUGAUGAGAAAGCAGGUAGACGUCCGACAAUCACUUUAGGUUCCCACAACAAUGUGGCCUUCGAGCCACGAGUGUCGAUUGUGUGGGAUCGAGUGGCAAGGAAGCAUUCCAAUCAUGGAAUUACUGCUAAAACACAAAUACUACGGAGUAUAAGGGCAUUUCCUACUGAAUAUCCAUACCAAGAGAUUGACAACUUGGAGCUCCGCGAGAAGAUUGUGCACCCAAUAUCACUCUGUGAGUUCAGAUGGUUUAAUGAAGGCUGGGAGAGAACUGAAGGCCGGAAGACGUUUCGUUUUCUUCCGUGGCCCUUAUAAUUGCGAAGAGACUAAAGGCCAGCAACUCUUGCUGGUAUGGAAUAUUUUCGAAGUGGUUUUGAAUGUGGAUUCGAUUAGUACAGCUGCAUUUUUGUAGUGACUGCAAAAGGGGAUAUUUCACCAGAGCUAAAUGUUCAACAAAUUGUGGAGAACAGGGGAUCUACGGACAUCCCCAAGAAUAGACAUCAUGAUCAGGCCUGAGAAGUUGGCAAAGAUAUGAUAUAUCGAUCGGACUUCGUGAGAUGUACAGAAUGCAUUAAAUGGUCGCGCUUCCAACAAAGUGUAAGUUCAAAUUAUCAAGUGGCACCUCCAGGGUGAGCAGACUAGCGAUAGGUUAUCGUGGCGCCAAAACUUUAGUUUACAACUCCGUGUUGACCACAGAAACAAUGCGUAAGGAUGAAAAGAUUCUCGCAUCUCUUGGGCAAAUCUCAUACACAAAAUGACAUAAAUUUCGUG